GCCACAACAGCCAAUCAUCGUCCAGCGCCGCGUGACGUCAUUGGACGGGCGGAGGAGGUGCUUGAACCGGAAAAGCGGCCCUCUCCACUGCGCAGCGCUCGACGUCACUUCCUCUUUCUGCUGGCUGUGAUCGAGGCAAGAUGAAGGCGUCCGGCACUCUGCGAGAGUACAAGGUGAUCGGGCGUCUGCUGCCCUCGCCCAAGAACCCGACGCCCCCCCUCUACCGUAUGCGCAUCUUCGCGCCCAACCACGUGGUGGCCAAGUCCCGCUUCUGGUACUUUGUGUCCCAGCUGAGGAAGAUGAAGAAGGCGUCCGGGGAGACCGUCUACUGCGGCCUGGUCCACGAGAAGACGCCCCUGAAGGUGAAGAACUUCGGCAUCUGGCUGCGUUACGACUCGCGUAGCGGCACGCACAACAUGUACCGCGAGUACCGGGACCUGACCACGUCCGGAGCCGUCACCCAGUGCUACCGCGACAUGGGCGCCCGCCAUCGCGCCCGCGCCCACUCAAUCCAGAUCAUGAAGGUGCAGGUGAUCCCCGCCAGCAAAUGUCGCAGGCCCGCCAUCAAGCAGUUCCACGACUCCAAGAUCAAGUUCCCGCUCCCCCAUCGGGUCCUGCGCCGCCAGCACAAGCCUCGCUUCACCACCAAGAGACCCAACACCUUCUUCUAGACGGGGCGCUCGCUCCGACCACAAAAUAAAGAUGUUCUCCCGCUUUGGAA
Molecule: messenger RNA, 721 nt
Organism: Syngnathoides biaculeatus (alligator pipefish)
Lineage: Eukaryota; Metazoa; Chordata; Actinopteri; Syngnathiformes; Syngnathidae
Gene: rpl18a
Product: ribosomal protein L18a
Exons: 5
Coding region: 141-671 (176 amino acids)
Biological process (GO): translation
Cellular component (GO): ribosome; cytosolic large ribosomal subunit
Molecular function (GO): structural constituent of ribosome
Source: RefSeq, a predicted model, not a curated record